Molecule: messenger RNA, 937 nt
Organism: Dimorphilus gyrociliatus
Lineage: Eukaryota; Metazoa; Annelida; Polychaeta; Dinophilidae
Source: the annotation of a GenBank genome assembly
GAUGGAAAAAAGAAAAAGAAGCCGAAAAAGAGUAUUAAUUAUAACAGCUGACGAUUUUGGGUAUUGUCCUAAACGUGAUAGAGGUAUCUUUGAGCUGUUUUUGGAAAAAAAAAUCAGUCGAACAUCUGUUCUAUUGAGCGGCUACUCUUCUCGGCAUGCAUUAGAUGUUGCAGGGAAAAAAUCAUAUAGUGUUGGCUUACAUCUAAAUCUAACCGAAGGAUAUCCGAUUGGAGUUUCCUCAUUCGAGUCGUCCCUUACAAAUGAAUGGGGCGAAUUCCUUGCCAAAGCUGAUUUUGCAUCGGCCCUUGCUAAUGGGCUAAUUUCUGAUAAAGAUUUAAAGUUAGAGAUUACAGAACAAAUUCGUGCGUUCCGAAGGAUAUCUCAUGACCAUAACCUACCAGUUCAUAUAGAUGGUCAUCAACAUGUUCAUGUUUUGCCGGAAGUAUCCAGAAUUUUAGAUACUGUCUUGGACGAUCUAGGAAUGACAAAUGUUUCUAUUCGCUAUCCUUUUGAGCUAUUGUCUGACGUUGACUGGGUCAAAGAAGAAAAUUUACAAUUUUACCGUUCGGUUUCUAGUCUAGCCACUGCUUGCCAAAGUUUUUUUAAUAAGUAUAGACAUCCGGACGGGUUUAUCGGAAUGUCUAUAAUGGGAUCAAAUAUGACACUAGCUAGGCUUCGCGCAAAACUUGAAGAAACAUACAAUUACUUAAAUUCUACACUUGAUAAAGAUGUAGCUGUAGUAGAGCUCAUGGUACAUCCUGGCUAUAAAAGUCUCAGCCAUGUCGGAGGAUGCGGAUUCCUCGGACCUGAUCAGUUUUCAAUGUCAGUUGAAAGAGAACACGAAUUAAACCUCUUGAAAAGUCCCGAAUUUAGUGAAAUACUCGAAGAACUUGGUAUUCAGUUGGCGCAUAGUGAAAAUGUCUCCAAUUUUUUGUGA